AUGAAAGACGGCAGGUGGAUCAAGCAGCAGGAAGGAUUCUUGAUCGCUCAACGCUUCGCUUCUAUUCAGGGUAUCGCUAUGUCUGAAAUUCAGACUUUGAAUGUACGAUUGGUGUAUUCUAUUUUUCAUGUAACGUCAAUUGAUCGCUCCGUGGGAAGUCCAGACCGGGCUGUGAUGGUAUCGUCAGUGUUUUCAUGGGGCUGUGUCCAGGUCUGGAUGGUGCCAAAUACGUGCGCCGUGGCCGUGCGCCCGGACAAAGGAUGUGGCCCGUGCAAGACGAGAGCACACUUUCAUGCCCGGGUCCGCGGUGGUGACUCCAAGCUUGCUGUACUGAGGGGGGUUGCUCUCCUUUUUUGUAUUAGGAAAGAUGGGGCUCUGGAUUAUUGGGGCGAUUGGGUUUUGAAGUUAAGGGAAUGGUGCAAAUUGCCCUGUAUUGCCUUCAAGGUGAUUGGGCGCUUUUGUCUUGCAGGUGAUGUGUGA
This is a messenger RNA of Ostreobium quekettii, 480 nucleotides long. NCBI's taxonomy places the organism in Eukaryota, Viridiplantae, Chlorophyta, Ulvophyceae, Bryopsidales, Ostreobiaceae. The record is from the annotation of a GenBank genome assembly.